AUGCAAAGCUCCUUGGGAUUCCAGGAAGGACCUGGCAGGAGAACCUCCAUGUCUCGGAGGUCUCCUUCGAUUUUAGUGACUGAUGCGCGGUCUAGUAAGAAGCGGAUUGGUGCGCCAUUUGCUGGCCAUGCAGCAGGUCUUCGUGGCGGCAGAGCAGCGAGAGAGAAAUCUGACACAUAUCAAGGGUUUUCUGCUUCUAGCAGAGGAAGCAUGCGAGGAAAUUCUGCAAGCGGUUCCGACCUAGGCCCCAUGCGUCGAAGCAGGGCUAAGCUACGACAACAAGGUAAAUUCAGCGAUAUCUCAAUCGAUAACAUCCUCUCAGACGUCUCUGAUGUGCCCUCUGGUAGGCGGGAAGAACGACUUUCGAUAUCAUCUCAUGAAAUGGCCCCAUUUGCUCACCAUAGUUCACCCGGACAGUAUACUAAGUUGAUAAACCCUCUCCCUCCAAGAACUUCUAAAACUUCAAAAAAGCUAGUGCUGAUUCCGGAGGACUCGGAUCGUAAAAAUAAUGCUCUUCAGAUGGAAAGACGACGGCCGCUCAAAUAUAAUAGACAUGACCCUGACGGCCAAGAGAACUACGACGAAGAAAUGUCGCGGAUUACAGCUUACAAUGUUGCGGAGGGUUUUGAGAUGAGCUCAACUUCUGACUUCUUGAGAUACACUCAUGAUGUCUCGCCGCGGCUCUAUGAUGAAUGUCUAUAUGUUCCCUAUUGCCUGCCGCUGCUCCCUGGCAAGGAUGGCUUUAGGAUAAAAUCCAACGUUUCAAAAAAGACCAUUGGUGGUAAAACACUCAUAGAUCGGCUCAUUGACAAGAGUGAACAGAGAGACCACCAUUAUGAAUACUACUCGGGGGUUGAAACAGUCGAAGACAUGAACAACAACUUUGAGCUUAGUGACACUGCAGGGAAGGACAAUGAAAGAAAUGAUUCGCUGCCGACACCGGAUCAUCUCCCAAAUAACUCGAGCAAUAAUACUGCUUCUUUUGAUCCCAGUGAACCUCAGUUUUUCGCCGAAGAGGGGCGGGAUACGGACCAAAGCAAGAACAUAAGCGCUGUGGGCAAUAGAUCUCAAAAUCCGUAUAUGGAGAGUCAGUCACUCGAAAAUUAUGGAUCCAGUAAGCAGCAACAUGCAGAGAUCUUCAUUUUCAGUUACGGUGUAGUAGUUUUUUGGAAUUUUACAGAAAUCCAAGAAAAGAAUAUACUUGGCGAUAUUGCGUUUGCAGAGCACGACAAUAUGAUCAUUAGGCCGUUAGACGAGCAAGACAUUGAAACUGAGCAAUUUCAUUUUGAGUACGAUAUGAAUGUUGAAAGGCCUCGUAUUUUCAAUGAUAUAGUGACUCUCCGCUCCGGUGAUCACAUUAUAAAAUUGACUCUAUCACACUCAAUCGCCCAAUCUACCAAAUUGUCAAGGUUUGAAUCCAGAAUAUCUCCUAUUUUGGGCACCGUGUCCAAGCUGCCUAAGAGACUUGCUUUAUAUGGGACGUUAGGCCUAAAAAGAGAACAGCUGCUCAAGAAAUCCGGUAAGCUUUUUAAGCUGAGAGUUGAUGUAAACCUCUCUUCAAGCGUUCUAGAUACCCCGGAGUUCUUUUGGUCUUUUGAGCCAAGCCUUCACCCACUAUAUUUGGCAAUGCGUGAAUAUUUGGAAAUUGAUCAGAGAGUGCAAGUUUUGAAUGACCGGUGCAAAGUUUUCCUUGAGUUUUUUGAUAUCUGCGUUGAUUCUGUAGCCGAACGAAAUAUGGCAAGAAUCACCUGGUGGUUUAUUGCAGUCAUUUUUGUGAGCGUUUUAGUAUCAAUUUGCGAAAUAAUUGUCAGGUCUUUUAUCAUAAGGCAGCUCAAAAACAGUGAGUAG
Messenger RNA from Lachancea thermotolerans CBS 6340, 1848 nucleotides. RefSeq names its product Rmd8p (gene RMD8). Bases 1 to 1848 code for a protein of 615 amino acids. Lineage: Eukaryota; Fungi; Ascomycota; Saccharomycetes; Saccharomycetales; Saccharomycetaceae. The record is from RefSeq and is a predicted model, not a curated record. The transcript has a single exon.